Molecule: messenger RNA, 479 nt
Organism: Dermacentor silvarum
Lineage: Eukaryota; Metazoa; Arthropoda; Arachnida; Ixodida; Ixodidae
Exons: 3
Coding region: 36-479 (147 amino acids)
Source: RefSeq, a predicted model, not a curated record
UUUCCGAGGGCCAGCGGGAGACGGUGCUCGCUUUUAUGGAGCCGCAUCUCCAGCUGGCUUUAAGAUCCAGCGAGCUGGGGCCGGGCUUCAGCCUUGUCGACCGACGACGGCUGUGGCAGCAGCUGGCCGACGUGCUGAACGCGGAAGGGCCCGUUGUGAAAACGGUCGACCAGUGGAGGAAGCAGCAGGUCUACGAGGCCCGCCGCGAUGCUACCGCUAUAGCCCAAGAGCAAAUAAGCACUGGAGGGGGUCGCGCACCCGGCUUCCGGGGCCGAGUGCUCCAGCUGACGGGCGCGGUCCGCUUCCGUGGCGUCACCGACCUACCCUACCAAGAGGUGCUGCGAAGGAUCGAACAAUCCAUCACCCGGCUCGCCAUCGCGGCAGAGAGGACGGCAGCGGCUCAGGAGGGCAUACUGGAGAAGGUGCGCUCCCUGGCACUAGUCGUAGCUGGCCACCUGCAACAAGAAAGGAGGAAUUAA